Nomia melanderi (Alkali bee) is the source of this 1461-nucleotide messenger RNA. RefSeq names its product calreticulin (gene Calr). Gene Ontology annotation, biological process: ERAD pathway; protein folding. The record is from RefSeq and is a predicted model, not a curated record. Gene Ontology annotation, molecular function: calcium ion binding. Gene Ontology annotation, cellular component: endoplasmic reticulum membrane; endoplasmic reticulum. Lineage: Eukaryota; Metazoa; Arthropoda; Insecta; Hymenoptera; Halictidae.
CAACCACGUCCGCGACUCGGGCAUUAUCGGCUUGUUCAUUGCAGAGAAAGGGGAUCAUCGUCGUGCGGACUCUCGUCGUCCCGGCGUCACAAAAUGCAGUCCUUCUGCUCGCUUCUGCUUCUGCUUGCGGUCACGCUCGUCACCGCGGAGGUCUACUACGAGGAGAAGUUUCUCGACGACUCGUGGGAGAAGAACUGGGUGUACUCUGAACACCCUGGGAAGGAGUUUGGAAAGUUUGUUCUGAGCCAUGGAAAGUUCUGGAAUGAUCCUGAGAAUGAUAAAGGUAUUCAGACGUCUCAAGAUGCCAGAUUCUAUGCAGUGAGCACAAAAUUCAAGCCUUUCAGCAAUAAAGAUAAGCCCCUUGUUAUUCAGUUCACUGUGAAACAUGAACAGAAUAUUGACUGUGGUGGUGGAUACCUUAAGGUAUUCGACUGUUCAUUGGACCAGAAGGACAUGCACGGAGAUAGUCCAUACCAAAUUAUGUUUGGACCCGAUAUUUGUGGACCUGGAACAAAGAAAGUGCACGUGAUCUUCAGCUACAAAGGCAAGAACUUGUUGAUCAACAAAGACAUCCGUUGCAAGGAUGACAUCUACACUCACCUGUACACUCUGAUCGUCAAGCCGGAUAACACGUACAAGGUUCUCAUUGACAACGAAGAAGUCGAAUUUGGUGAAUUGGAAGCAGAUUGGGACUUCCUCCCACCAAAGAAGAUCAAGGAUCCGUCCCAAAGCAAACCUAAGGACUGGGAUGACAAGCCUACCAUCCCUGACCCUGAUGACCAGAAACCAGAAGACUGGGACCAACCAGAACAUAUUCCUGACCCUGAAGCCACCAAACCAGAGGAUUGGGAGGAUGAAAUGGACGGAGAAUGGGAGGCUCCUCUGAUCAACAACCCCGACUACAAGGGUGAAUGGAAACCAAAACAAAUUGAUAACCCCAACUACAAAGGAAUAUGGAUUCACCCAGAAAUCGACAAUCCUGACUACACGCCCGACCCCGAGCUGUACAAGAGAGAUGAGAUCUGCGCCAUUGGUUUCGAUCUUUGGCAAGUCAGAUCUGGCACCAUAUUUGACAACGUCCUCAUCACGGACGACCCAGAAGUCGCUCGCAAGUUCGGCGAAGAAGUCUGGAAGCCCACUAUUGAGGGUGAGAAGAAGAUGAAGAGCGCGCAGGAUGAGGAGGAGAGAAAGCAGAGAGAAAAGGAGAGCAAAGAGAAUGAAGACAGCAAGGAUGAGGAUGAGGAUGAGGAUGUAGAUGAGGAGGAGAAUAAUGUCCCAGACGUUGAAGAGCACGACGAAUUGUAAAGUACUUUGUCGUGAUCGACACGAACACAGACUGUAUUCCAGGAGCUGUGUGGCCGCGACACGCACUAAGAUUUUCCAAAUGCAAACGUCACAGUAAUAAAGAUCAUUGUUGCCAAACGAACAGGGGCGAGAAAACGCAGACUUUGGACACCCUCG